Messenger RNA from Phytophthora infestans T30-4, 1506 nucleotides. RefSeq names its product orotidine 5'-phosphate decarboxylase, putative. The record is from RefSeq and is a predicted model, not a curated record. The transcript has 4 exons. NCBI's taxonomy places the organism in Eukaryota, Oomycota, Peronosporomycetes, Peronosporales, Peronosporaceae. The coding region runs from base 1 to 1443 and encodes 480 amino acids. Gene Ontology annotation, molecular function: orotidine-5'-phosphate decarboxylase activity; orotate phosphoribosyltransferase activity. Gene Ontology annotation, biological process: 'de novo' pyrimidine nucleobase biosynthetic process; pyrimidine nucleotide biosynthetic process.
AUGCCCGCCAGCUUCUUCAGCUCUCUACGCGACCGCGUGGCCGCCGUGGACUCGCUCCUGUGUGUGGGUCUGGAUCCUCACGUAGCAGAGCUACCGGAGGCCACGGCCGCUGCAGCGCAGGCCUUCUGCCUCAACAUCAUCGAGCAGACGCACCACGUUGCGGCCGCCUACAAACCCAACUCGGCUUUCUUCGAGGCUUUCGGUGCUGAGGGCAUCACAGCGCUCCACUCCGUCAUCAAGGCCAUCCCAUCCGGUAUCCCCGUCCUUCUAGACGCCAAACGCGGUGACAUUAGCACCACCGCCGCCGCGUACGCCGUCUCCGCCUUUGACAAGCUCGAAGCGCACGCCAUCACGUUGGCUCCGUACAUGGGCGCAGACUCUAUCGAUCCAUUCACGUCGAACCCUAGCGCCAACGACUUCCAGACGCUGUCCGUGGGCUCCCGUGCGCUGUUCGAGGAGGUGGCUGCCAAGUGCGAGCAAUGGAACUCGGAGGACAACGUCGGCCUCGUAGUGGGAGCCACAGAUGUCGAGGCACUGCGUCGUGUACGCGCUGUGACGCCCAAUCUGUGGAUCCUGGCGCCAGGUAUUGGCGCUCAAGGUGGCAACUUGGAGGAGGCGGUGACGGCCGGUCUGUCAUCCGAUGGCCUGGGUCUACUGGUACCGGUAUCGCGCGGUAUCUCCAAGGCUGCCAACCCUAAGGAAGCGGCCGAGUCUCUGCGUGACGCCAUCAACGCUGUCCGCAAGACCAAAGUGGCUACAUCCACCACUGUAGCCAACUCGAGUGCAAACGAGUUCAUUAAGUUCGCACUGUCCUUCGGCGUGCUUAAGUUCGGUGACUUUACGCUCAAGUCCGGACGUCAAAGUCCCUACUUCUUCAACGCCGGUCUGUUCCGUACCGGCCGCGCGCUCGGCCAACUCGGCAAGUUCUACGCACAGGCGAUCCACGAUAGCGGGGUGAAAUUCGACGUGCUGUUUGGUCCGGCGUACAAGGGCAUCACAUUGGCGGCGGCUGUGGCCAUCGCGUACGCUGAUAUGUAUGGGGUGGACCUCCCUUUCGCGUACAACCGUAAGGAGGCUAAGGACCAUGGCGAAGGCGGCGUACUCGUUGGUGCCGAUAUGACUGGAAAGAAGGUGCUGAUUAUUGACGACGUGAUCACUGCCGGUACUGCUAUUCGUGAGGCGUUCGGGAUCUUGGAGAAGACGAACGCGCAAGUCUCGGGCGUGUGCAUUUCGUUGGACCGUCAGGAGAAGGUUUCGAUCGAAGACACUCGCUCUGCUAUUGACCAAGUGCGGGAGAGCUUCGGCAUCCCCGUGGUCAGUAUCGCUACGCUCGAUAACCUCGUGGGUUACCUUGAGACUGUGGACACGGCAACCGACGCCAACGCCUCGUACUUGCCGGUCAUUCGUGCCUACCGUGCUGACUACGGUGUGUCCAAGCAGUAGAUUGCUACAGUUUUAAACUCCCAAGCAUAAUAAAAAACACAAGUGACGUGACCGUCAUGAACA